This is a messenger RNA of Dromiciops gliroides (monito del monte), 1908 nucleotides long. It is a transcript of the gene CNIH2, whose product is annotated as cornichon family AMPA receptor auxiliary protein 2. The record is from RefSeq and is a predicted model, not a curated record. Gene Ontology annotation, cellular component: dendrite; synapse. Lineage: Eukaryota; Metazoa; Chordata; Mammalia; Microbiotheria; Microbiotheriidae. Gene Ontology annotation, biological process: regulation of AMPA receptor activity; vesicle-mediated transport. The transcript is spliced from 6 exons. Bases 631 to 1074 code for a protein of 147 amino acids.
GUUGGGCCUGCUGGAGCCCAAGUCCCCAAGUCCCAGUCCCGGGCUCCUUUCCUCCAUCUGGAGCCCCCUCCUCCCUCCCAGCUCCAUACCAUGUGUGCCGGAGGGUGAGGAGGUGGUGUUUGCAGUUGCUAGGCAACCCCAGGGCACUCUGGUCUCUUGACAAGUUUAUCCGGUGAGUGACAGGUGUCAGUUGGUGGGGGAGGGGACAUGUUUUUUCUGAUGGGGGCUGAUGGAGUGGAGGAAGGGGCACCCUGGGCCCUGGAGCUGGACUUGUGAUAGACUGAAGGGAAGUUAUCUCUGCCAUCCCCCCUGGUGGGACCCAGUGGCACCAUGGACUCCAGAUGGCACCCUGGGGAACAGGAAAGGCGAGAUGUUCUCUAGCUCAGAGCUACUACCCUCCCCCCAUUCCAGGCUGCUGCAGGAACACACAGAGGGCUCUAGGUUUGCUGGGCCCAGCCCUCUCCUACCCCCAAUCUGGUCUGCACACACAGGCGUGGCAUCCCUGUGCCCAUCCUGCAUUCGCCUUCCACCUCGGGCCUCUGUCCUGCCCAGGCCACAGCCCCCAAGGAUGACCAGCUCAAAUAGUCCUAGCCUCAAAGCUCUGGGGAGGUCCCAGGGGACCUGGAUGCUAUGGGUCAGGGGUCACGUGCCAGGAAGCCGUGGGGCAUCCUGAUCAUCGCCUUUGACGAACUGAGGACCGACUUCAAGAACCCCAUAGAUCAGGGCAACCCGGCGAGGGCACGAGAGCGUUUGAAAAACAUUGAGCGGAUCUGCUGCCUCUUAAGGAAGCUCGUGGUCCCCGAGUAUUCCAUCCACGGCCUCUUCUGCCUGAUGUUCCUGUGCGCCGCCGAGUGGGUGACCCUGGGCCUCAACAUCCCCCUGCUGUUCUACCACCUAUGGAGGUAUUUCCACCGCCCGGCGGACGGCUCCGAGGUCAUGUACGACGCCGUCUCCAUCAUGAACGCAGACAUCCUCAACUACUGUCAGAAGGAGUCCUGGUGCAAACUCGCCUUCUACCUGCUCUCCUUCUUCUAUUACCUGUACAGUAUGGUUUAUACGUUGGUGAGUUUUUAAAGGGGGAAGCCGGCCAGGGAAUGAACCCCGAGAACGGACCGGACGCCUGUGUACCCCCAUCCCCGCGCCCCUUUUGGACAGCGGAGAAGAGCCACUCCCCGCCCCCCGUCCCUCCGAAGCCUCAGCUCUGGGGGAAGGCGAGGGGCGCCGGGGCCUCCUCAGCCCCUGCCCCCCAAAUUGCUGCUAUGGGAUGGCCCGUCCCCCCCCCCAUCCCCACCUCACCCUCCUGCGCUGCGCCGGGUUCUGUCAGAGCGGCGCCUCCCAAAGGCAGCCGGGAGUCCAGGCAGACGGCGGCUUUUGGGGCUCCGGACCCCAAGUCCCUACUUCGAAAACCUAGUAUUCGGGUGAAGGGUGUUGGGGCCUCAUCCGCUCUGGGGAGAACUAUGGGGCAGGGGAUGGGAGUGCUGGAGAGUGACUGAGCUCGGGAGAGGGGAACUGGGCCCACCCCACUUCCAGAACAAGCAACCAAUCAUCCCUCCGCCCUUCCCAGCGAACCCAGGGUAUUCCCCAGGGUUAGGUGAACUGGCCCGGGAGGCAGGGCCCCGGGGAGGGGAGGGGCGUGAGCAGGCUCAGCCGGGGGCUCCCCCUCAGCCCCACCUCCCGCUCCCUGCUCUCCCUCUGCCCUUCCCCCCCCAGCCUUUUCUCGGCUCUUUCUUCUGUGUCCCCCUUUUGCCACUCUCCUCCACCCCUGUCCUUGUCUCUCCCUGUGCCCCCAUUUUCUAAGGCGCUGGGGGCCUGGCCCUGUCCAGCGCCUGGAGGAAUUUGUGUGUAAAACCCGUCUCUCUAGGCCAGUCCUGGCCAUUUGUGAUUGAAUAAACAAUUGCAAAGACUGAA